AUGCCGUUUUUCAUACGAGAUAUUACCGGGGACUUUGAGACCGACUACCUGGAAGCAUGCAAACGAAUAGACUGUACACCAUUCCUACUCAGGAAAAUCAGGUGGCCUCUACCUCCUCUGCCAAUUCCUGACGAUCCACAUGACAUUGCUUCCAAACUUAAUGCAGACACCACAACAACCACUUCACCUGCAUCUGCUAAUGUAACUUCUAGCACUCUGACUAUUCAAUCACCUGCAAUACCGCCACCCGCUGAAGUCACUCCAUCACCGCCUUCAACUGCUGCUCCUGAAGGCAAAUCCACUCCUAAAAGCGGUAAUCGUAGAACCUCGUCAACGGCUGCACCUCCAACCAUUUCAACUCCAAAUAAGAGAAGCGCUACGGGAUCUAAGGGCCAAGCUGCUGUUGCUGAACAACCUCCUGCUAGUCAGCAAAAUAAUAAUGCAACAUUACCGACUCCCGCACCAGCCAACACUGAUAAGGAAGGGUCCAGACCUGCCAGUGCAGCUCAGGCCGACCCAGUAAAGCGUGUAAAUGGAUAUAGAUAUACGCCAAACGUAGAUGUCAUUGUGUCGAAUGAAACUGGAGACGAUGAAAUUCGAUCUGUAGAAGUUCGAGGAUGGAAGAUGGCUAAAGGAAUCAUGGAAGCUCUAUCUGUAGCAAUACCGGCUUGUAAUUCUAUCAAACAACUCACAUUGUGGAAUUGUGGUUUGGUAGAUUCGCAGUUUAAUCUGCUAUUACCUGCUGUCUUGGGAUCUACAUUACGACAUUUGGCUGUGGACGACUGUCCCAACUUGAAUGAAUCUACAUUGGCUCUCCUUUUAUCAGAAGAGUCGCCUUUAACAUCGCUCAGUUUACGUGGCAAUCGCAUUGGAGAUGUUGGAUCCAAGGCUAUAGGUGCUGCUUUACGUGUAAAUCGAUGCCUUCGAGUUUUGGACUUGUGGAGAAACAAGAUUGGGCCAGAUGGAUUGACUGAAAUUGCUGAUGCACUGAAGUACAAUCAGUCUCUCAUUUUUUUGGCAAUGGGAGAUAACAAUGUUGGCGAUGCUGGUUCAACGAAUCUCUCAAAGGUCUUGUGUAAUGUUGCAGUGACGCCUGACGAGUUAGCUGCUCGUAAAAAAGUGUUGACAGAGUUGGCUCUUAGAAGAGAACAAGACGAUGAUGCACUUGGACGUGGUAAAGGUCGAAAUCCGUAUUCGGCUGGGAGCAAUGAUGAUCCUCGGCUUCAAAGUGUGUCACAAAUAGACCUGAGUAAAGGUGGCGCUAAGAAGCCGGCUGGAAAGAUAGCUGCCAAGAAGGACGACAAAGUGAUGGCUUCAUCAGCAACCGUUAAUUCGAAAGUAGCAGAAAAACCGACGACUGGUCCUACUCCAGGCUCACCAGGUAAAAAAGGAGCUCCAGCUCCUGCUCCACCAGCAGAUGCCAAAGCUGGUGCAAAGAAUGCAAAAGGAGCUGCUCCGCCACCGGCGACACCCACUGCUGCUGGAAAGGGUGCCAAAAAGGGUGGUAAGCCUGAAGAGAAGCCCAUAGAGGAGAUUGAAGAGGUUGAAGAACCUCCACCACCAGCAUCACCAGAUCCAGUCAUGGUUGAAAUGAAUGGAAUUCUGGUCUUUGUUGGCAAUCGUACCUUGUCGUACAUCAACUUGUCUGGCAAUGGCAUGACAAGUGUUGGAUACUCGGCCAUUGCUCGAGCAGUUGUUGAACAAGGUGAAGUGGUGGCAAUCAACCCAGCUUUGAGCUCUGUUGGUGAAGGGCUCAUUCAAGUUGUCGUUGAGCCAAAUCUUGUUGAUCUCAACAACCCAGUACAUCUUAAUAUGCAAUCUAUAUUAAAGACACGUGGUGGUGUGUUUGCAUCGCCUGAAAUUUAG
Synchytrium microbalum is the source of this 1866-nucleotide messenger RNA. RefSeq lists its product as uncharacterized. NCBI's taxonomy places the organism in Eukaryota, Fungi, Chytridiomycota, Chytridiomycetes, Synchytriales, Synchytriaceae. Gene Ontology annotation, molecular function: protein binding. The record is from RefSeq and is a predicted model, not a curated record. The transcript is spliced from 9 exons. The coding region runs from base 1 to 1866 and encodes 621 amino acids.